Adineta steineri is the source of this 876-nucleotide messenger RNA. Lineage: Eukaryota; Metazoa; Rotifera; Eurotatoria; Adinetida; Adinetidae. The record is from the annotation of a GenBank genome assembly.
AUGUCAAUAAGUUCUUAUCAAUCGAUAUUGAAUAAUAAUAUAACUGCUUUAUCAACAAUGUCAACCGGUUCUUCAAUAUCAAAUUCGUCAUCAGGUUCAACGGGUAGUAAUGCACCGGUAUCAUUUGCUGCUGCUAAUGUUGUACGUGGUAUGAUGGAAAAAGUUUUAACUACACCACCAAUGGGUUCUGGAAUGAUGUCUUCAUCUACAAAUAUUGCUCGAUUAUUUAAUGAAAAUGAUUAUUUAUCAUCACCAGGACUCGAUUCAGAUUUUGGUGAUACAUCGCCAUUACUUUGUACAGGUUCAUCAAAUAAUUUAGCACAUCAAUAUCUUCGUUCAGCUAUGAGUAGUAAUAAUCAUAAAGAACAACAACAAUGUCAACAUACAAAUUUUCUAUCACGUCAUUGUUUACCACAAACUACUCGAACAAUGCAUAGUCCAUUUUCACAUCAUCAAUUUACAGAUUUAACAAAUUUAAUUGAUUAUUCACCACCAUCAACAUCUCUAACAACAUCUCAUGAUCAUAUGAAUAUAUUUUCUGAUUCCGAUGAUACAAAUGAUUCAAAUGGAAAUAAAAAAUUUAUUGCUAAACGAGCACAAAUUGAUAUGACUAAACAAGUAACAGAUGCUCGUGCUUUGUAUUUUAUGUUAGGUAUUAAAAUGAAAUGUAAAUUUUGUUUUGAAAAUGGUGAAUCAUUUGAAGUUUAUCGUUCACAUAUGUUACGUAAUGGAGCUGGAACAAUACUUUGUCCAAUACUUCGUGCUUAUGUAUGUCCAAAAUGUGGUGCUACUGGUGAUUUAGCACAUACAUUACGUUAUUGUCCAUUACAUCAAUCACCUGGUACUAGUCAAUUACUUGGUAAUGUUUUUGAUUAA